Messenger RNA from Dioscorea cayenensis subsp. rotundata (Guinea yam), 1911 nucleotides. RefSeq lists its product as uncharacterized. Lineage: Eukaryota; Viridiplantae; Streptophyta; Magnoliopsida; Dioscoreales; Dioscoreaceae. Gene Ontology annotation, molecular function: metal ion binding; phosphatidylinositol binding. The record is from RefSeq and is a predicted model, not a curated record. The transcript is spliced from 6 exons. Bases 151 to 1572 code for a protein of 473 amino acids.
UCUCUCUCGCGCUUUCGUCCCUUCCCCGCAAAACAAAGUCCCGUCCAAAAAGCCCUAAAAUUUCCCCCUUUUUCACCUCUUUCUCUGUGAAGCCCUAAUUUGAUCCAUCUGGUUGAGCUAUUGUUAAUGAUAAAGUGGUGAUUGGUUCUUAUGGAGAAAUCGAAUGCAGUGGUUUCUUAUUCUUCACUCUCUAGUGUUAAUAAAGCAAGUAACUACGAUGAGAGCUUGAGACCAGUUCUCUUCCCUGGGAAUAUUUCUUUCUCAUCUGGGUCAGGUCCAUUUGGACAGAAUCAUUUAUACCAGUCGUCAAUGGAUCCGGAGUUUCUUGGUGGGUAUGAUUCAGAAAAGGAUCCCUAUACUUAUGCAAAGACAAGGCCUCAGCCUGAAGUGAACUUAAAGAAUGUAAUGGGUGGGAUUUUGGCAAUUCUGACUGGGAAGAAUAAAGCUUCCGUAGAUACUCGAUUGCAGCAGACUAGCUCAGAUAUAUCAUUUCUUGGACCUGGAACAAAUGAGGAUAGUUUCUUGCAUCCAUCAGUUUACAUUCCUAGUGCACCACCUCUGCUUGAGGCAGAAGCCAUCAAUUAUAAUGCAUAUAAAGAGAUACUUGAAGCUGAUCCUCCUGAAUGGUUGCCAGACAGUUCUUCCACUACCUGCAUGCAAUGCAAUUCUCCUUUCAAAGCCCUUACUCGUGGAAGACAUCAUUGUCGAUUUUGUGGGGGUAUUUUCUGCAGAGUGUGCACAAAAGGGAGAUGUUUGAUGCCAAUUAAAUUCCGGCAACGUGAUCCUCAAAGGGUUUGUGAUGCCUGUUAUGACAGGCUUGAUCCUUUGCAAGGCAUUUUGAUUAACUCAAUCAGUAACGCAAUGCAGACAGCAAAACAUGAUGUUACAGAUUGGACUUGCUCAAGAGGUUGGCUAAACUUACCUGUUGGUCUGUCAAUGGAACAUGAGAUAUACAAGGCCUCCAACACUUUAAGAAGUUACUGUCAGGUUGCUAGGUUAAACCCUGAGAGAACUAUUCCUUAUGCUGUUCUAAAAGGUGCUAGUGGACUUGCCAUCCUUACUGUUGCUAAAGUUGGGGCACUUCUCACAUACAAACUUGGCACUGGUUUGGUUGUUUCUCGAAGAUCAGAUGGUUCAUGGUCUGCACCAUCGGCCAUAUUGUCUGUUGGUUUGGGAUGGGGUGCACAGGUUGGGGCUGAGCUAACGGAUUUUAUCAUUGUGCUUUAUGGUUCUAAAGCCGUGAAGGCAUUCUGUAGCCGCAUGCAUUUCUCCCUUGGCGCUGGGUUGAGUGCAGCGGCAGGACCUGUCGGUAGAGUUUUUGAAGCAGAUCUCCGAUCUGGUGAUAGAGGCUCUGGCUUGUGUUAUACUUACAGUUGCAGCAAAGGGGCUUUCAUCGGAGUUUCACUGGAAGGCAACAUCGUAGCAACAAGGAUGGAUUCCAAUCUACGGUUUUACGGUGAUCCUUACCUGACGACUACCGACAUUCUUCUGGGCACAGUAGAGAGGCCUAAAGCUGCUGAACCUUUGUACACCUCUCUAGACGAGCUCUACUCAAAUCUAAGAAGAUAUUGAGCUAUCUCUGUUCCACAUUCUUCUGAAUCCAACUUGCACUGAACAAAGUGGUGGGCCUUUUUCAAAGGUGCAAUUUGUUUUGGAUUCAAUCUCUGGUGGGGUAUCUUUCUUUAUCAAUUUCUGACUCUUGCUUGUAAAAUUGGAUUACCAGUGAGUUGGGUAACUUGGGUUGAAUAAAUGCCUAGUUGUAUAGGAAAUAAAAAUGAAAGACAAGUUGGAUUAAAGAAGACUUAGAGAAAGCUGGAGACAUCUGUAUACCCAGCAGAAUGGAUAAGAUAGCAUGAGACCCUUCCUUCACUUGUUUCUCUCUGAUAAACGACCAAAGUGAUUAUUAGUAGU